Molecule: messenger RNA, 877 nt
Organism: Durio zibethinus
Lineage: Eukaryota; Viridiplantae; Streptophyta; Magnoliopsida; Malvales; Malvaceae
Source: RefSeq, a predicted model, not a curated record
UUAAAAAUACUUUGCAGCUUGUUGUAUCAGUUGCCUUAUUGUCGAUUUUCCUUUGCCACUCUUCAGGCUUCUCCUUGUUUCCCCAUUCCUUCAAUGUUUACUUCUCCACCUUCCUUUUCUCACUCUUCACCCACACCCUUGAGAGGAAGUACAUGUUCCUCAUCUGCAAUGGAAUCCUAACAUUUCUAGUCAAGAGCUCGGUGUCUACCGGCUCUUCACCGUCAGAGUCUGAUCUUGGCUCCCAGAUAUCGAUAUCGUCGACAAACUUAAUCCACAGGAAAGCUUCAGUUACCGAUGAGGUCGAUGGUGAUCAUUAUGAUCAUGUAUGUACCUCUAGGAGCUGAAGAAGAAGAACCGGAAUACAGAAAUGAAGUUGAAGAGCAAGGAGAACAGGACUUUAGGUAGAGAAGAAGAAGAAGAAGAAGAAGAAGAAGAAGAAGAAGAGGAAGAAGAAAGGGAAAGCGAAGUUGCUGUGAUUGUAGAAGAUGACGGAGGAGAAAGUGGGUGUUUUGUGAAGCAAGAAGAGCAACAAGAAGGUGUAGAAGCAGAAGUUGGAGCAAAUGAAGAGGUAACAAGCACAGAAGACUUAAACAGAAAAUUCGAAGAAUUUAUAAGGAAAAUGAAGGAAGAAAUCAGGAUUGAAGCUCAACAACAACAUCUGAUUGCAGUGUAGUUAAUAUAUAUUUGAAGAAAAAAAAGAUUAUCUGCUACUGUGCUUUGGCCUCUUUGAGCUGGCCAAAAGCUCUCAGCCUCUUAUGUUAUAUGUAGUUACUUAAAUAUUUCUAGGCUUUUGGUGCCCUUCCGAUCCAUGUAGUUUUUCUCUUUAAUGUUACUUUGCCAUGGUUUCAGUUUCUCUUUGUUCUUUUUACUUGAAAUU